UAGACGCGCGCUGAAAGGCGUUUGUUUGAACAUGACUUCAAAGUAGGUUUAACUAAGAAACGAUAUUUGAAGCUCGAUAAAUCUGACUUUUUUUCCGCCCUACGACCAGAUGUUACGGCGUGUCGCUGUGUUCCUUCUGCUCGCCCUGACUCUCUGUAGCGCAGAGGAGCUGCAGAGCAAGAGCAAAGUAUGUGCCAAUGUCUUCUGCGGGGCAGGACGGGAAUGUGCUGUUAGUGAGAAAGGGGAGCCCAGCUGCCUGUGCAUCGAAAGCUGUAAGCCCCACAAGAGGUCAGUAUGUGGCAGCAAUGGGAAGACCUACCGGAACCAUUGUGAGCUGCACAGGGAUGCUUGUCUGAGCGGACUGAAAAUCCAAGUGGCCUACGAUGGACACUGCCAGGAGAAAAAGAGUGAGCAGGCAGCUGCCAGCCCAGUGGUUUGCUACGCUGCGGACCGCAACGAGCUGAGGAGCCGUGUGAUCCAGUGGCUGCAGACCGAAGUUGUCCCAGAUGGCUGGUUUGUCAAGGGCUCCAACUUCUCUGACAUCCUGCUCAAGUACUUCAAGUCGUAUGACGGCGGCGAUUCCACGCUGGACUCCUCCGAGUUGCUCAAGUUCAUCCAGCACAAUGAGUCUGUGGCGACUGAGAUGCAGUCCUACGCCGACCUGGAGAGCAACAAGCUGCUUCGGAGUCUCUGUGUUGAUGCCCUCAUUGAGCUGUCUGAUGAGAAUGCCGACUGGAAGUUGAGCUUUGAUGAGUUCCUCAACUGCCUGAAACCUGGGUUCAACCCGCCUGAGAAGAAAUGUGCUCUGGAAGAUGAGACUUAUGAGGACGGUGCAGAGACGCAGGUGGAGUGUAACCGCUGCGUGUGUGCAUGCGGCAACUGGGUCUGCACUGCAAUGACCUGCACUGACAAGGCAGCUGCUGUGGAUGAGCCAACAGAUGGCGGUGUGGAAAUGACAGAGGAAGAGUGGAACCUCCGUGUGGCAGAGCUGAACAAACACCAGGAAACAGUGGAGAAAAUGAAGGCGAGUACAAAGGAAGCCUAAGGGAGGACACAGCCCGAAGAGAGGAUGCACACGACCACCCUUCCUCUAUACUUGACUUACCUUGAAGCCCGGGUGUUAUUAUGACAUCUACUUGUUUUCUCUGCUAUUUUAAUUGUUAUUAUUAUACAUUGUUACAGUAUCAAAGUGUUUAUGUUGAUGUUGUUUGAUUCGAGGGACAAUCUUAUGAUUCCCCUGCGUUCAGUACUGUCAUAUUUGAUUGUAUUAACUACUCUUGUACACUUCUUACGAUGUAUUUUUGCAGUUCUUAAGGACAAAAAAAAAGAAGCAGGAUGUCUGUGUUAUGCGGAUUGAGCAGCAUUGGCUUUAUGGGUAGAAGCAAAGUCGUGGGAAGGUUCAACGGCUAGCGAUUCAUGUAUACUCAAUCAAUGCACUCGGUUAUCUUUCUCUUUGCUUUUAUGGUCCAUCCAAACAACCAAUCUGAGGUGUUUGACUUCAUGUGAGGCAUUCUGCAGCAAAAGAAGAAAACAUAGUUGUAUGUCUAGUUUGUUGUGGCCAUUUGAGUUGUAGCUCAUUAUAUUCCCACUCAGAUACAAUACACUGUAUGGGCUAAAGUAUUGGUACUACUUUUGUCCAUAUAAUGUACAUCUCUCUCCUAAGCCUCUCUCACGCAGAGAUCCUGCAUCAGAGCGGUAACAGAAGAGCCAACAUUUAUCCACCAUUGUCUUGCGCACAGCCAUUCUCCCCCCACCGCCUGUUACAGGUCCCGAGUUUGCCACAUAGACAGAAAAAAAAAUGCUGUGUAAAAGGCACUGCAGGGUGAGAUGCACCCGGGUGAGACUGCAUACGAACAUAGCAUGGGGGUGUCUGAAACCAAAGAUGUGCUGAAGAUGUUUUGUACACAGAUCUCCAGGUAAUAUUACUCUGGACCCAGCAGCAGCACUAUAUACCUUUCAAAAUCAACCUUUACAAAAGGACCUAGCCUCGGUAGUGUAGGUGCGUCACGAAGCGGUUUGUUUGAGAGUGUGUGCGUGUGCUGAUAAAUGUGCUGUUCCUUUUUGUACUUCUGUGUUGAUUUGUAAAAAACCCUGCGUCUAAAUUAGGAAAAUAGAAGACAUAGUGCCUUAGACUCGCAAACAUUAUUGACCCGCACAAUUUUUUUUAAAAUUGUUUUACCACGUACUGAGCGUGGUUUUGCUGAUUCGUUGGGAAGUGGCUUGUAAUUCAUGCUGAUAAAAUCAUUGCGGAGAUUUUUGGAGGCCACUAAAAAUGACAGCAAGGACUAUGUAUGGAAGCCAAUAAAUCUGUGUACACCA
Messenger RNA from Hippocampus zosterae (dwarf seahorse), 2319 nucleotides. Its product is annotated as follistatin-related protein 1-like. The transcript is spliced from 10 exons. Gene Ontology annotation, biological process: cell differentiation; multicellular organism development; regulation of BMP signaling pathway. NCBI's taxonomy places the organism in Eukaryota, Metazoa, Chordata, Actinopteri, Syngnathiformes, Syngnathidae. The record is from RefSeq and is a predicted model, not a curated record. Gene Ontology annotation, molecular function: calcium ion binding; protein binding. Bases 110 to 1045 code for a protein of 311 amino acids.